AGAUGAUUUUGACAAUAAACCACGAUGGAAACGCAGCGGCAAUGACGAAAGUGUGAGAGGCUGGCUGAGAUGGCAAGCGCGCGUUUAGAAUCAACUGGAGAGGCUGGGAAGGAAGUCGGAAGCUUCCUGUUUCCGGAAUGUGAUGUGAUCGACAAACCUCACAGAAACUCUGUGGAGUCGGACGGUUUUUCGAAGCCGUCGUUACCGAAUGGAGACAUUCUGCAUAACGGUGUUGAUGAUGUAGGUAGUGAGCUUAGGACGGAUGGCGCCUCUCUUCAGGACCCGUCGGACUCUCCUGCAAUUUCUGACAAACCUGUCAACGGUUCUAUGGAAGUUCUAGAGAGUGAACCUGUAACAGAUGAGACAGAGAAGCCAAUCGAAGAGAUUCCGUUGGAAAACGGCAGCAGUGACACGCUACAACCUGAUGAUGAUGUCGAGGACGUGUCAGAAGUAGCAGAGAAGCCUGAAACCACAUCGAAGCAUUUGGAAGAAGUCAUAGCGUUGUCGUCGGAUGAUGAAGGCCUCGAACCUGUCGUCAACGAACUCAAAUUUACCCCCGAAGAAGUCAUUUCAGAGUGCCAAAAUGGUCCUUUGAAACGGCCGCUUGUGGAUGAGGAAGCGUGUCCCGAACCGAAAAAGGCCAAAGCAGAAUUUGAGUUCAUUGAUAAGCAUGAGAGCAUUUCAAACUCAUUUCAGUACGAGAAGCUGGUGUUUGAUGCCUUGGCCAACUGUAUGAGCAAACUUCCAGGCUUCAGCAGUUUCGAAAAUGGCAAGGAUCUAACAUCGAGACUGGACGCGGCCAAGGAAAAAUUGCGGAAAGCUACUUCUGAGAUUGAUCGAGUGAAGGAGAUUUUGCAGAAGACCCAAAGAGAUUUGAAAGCUGCCAAUGCGAAUUAUGUAGCACCUGCAAUCACGACGAGAGGUGUGAACUUGAUGGUGAACCAAGCUGCUAUUCUGCAUGCGUUGGCUCAGGUGUCAAAUCCCAACUCCGGAUUGCACGUUGUUGCCCCGAAACCCUACCGAUCGGCGUUCGAGCAGAACAAGAAACCCUCUGUUGAUACGUUGAAGAAAGCCGUCAUAGUCCCGAAAACAACACCCAUCGCUCCGAAGCCAGUGCCGAAAUCCAGCGCAGUGAUAACCAAAAGUUCAAGUGUGCUGAAAGUUCCGCCUGAGGCGGUAGCUCCUUCGCAGCCUGAUCAGAAAUACGCUUCGAUUGUUGCAAUUCGCCAAACCCCGGGCCAGUUGGUACCCUACUACCAGCCGCCGAACAAGGACAGCCAUCAGCUACCUGUUGCAGCUCCUGGGACCGGAAACAUAACAGUGGCAGCUUUCGGCAGGAACAUCGAAACCGUUGAUUUGACUGAAGAGUCUCUUCCGAUGUCUGCGGCGGUUGGAGGCGAGUUAUUAGUUACAGCCUUAUUUUUUGCGAGCCUGACGAGUAUUUUAACUGCAGUUGGAAAAGUGGUUCCUCCAUCCAAUAGGAAAAUAGUUGCGCAGCGAGUGGCAUCUGUCCCUCCUGUCGCUGAAUUGAUACCUCAGCCAUCUGUGUUCCGUUGCCAGAAGCUGCCAGUGACGGUGGAUUUGAAUCGACUGCUGCCGAAGCCCCGUUUGGAUGUCGGUCGGAACAAAGAAGGGCGACUUACACUAACCUGCGAUGUGGAUCGUACAGCUGAAGUUCGGCAGAUCACGUCUUUAGAAGUAUUUGUUGCCCAUGCUGUUGGUACGGAAUUCUCAGCGUGGUCAAAAUUAGACGAAAUCAAUGUCAGGCCAUUUCCCAUCGUCAUCUCAUUAUCAGAGCAUGACGGAAAAGAAAUUUACUGCUUUGCAGUCAGGGCUUUGAAGCGAAGGGGACCUGAUAGAGAGCAUAGUGCUUUUUCCAACAUUGUGUGCUCCCACUCACAACCUGUUCAAGUCCAGAUAUUAUGGUACUAUGAGAACUUAGUGAUCGCGAUGCCUGAGGCGAACGGCGAUGAAUCGAUUGGUUCCAAACGGGUCAAACCGUUUUCCUUCGAGUCUGUGGAGAGUUUUCUGUCUGACAAUGCGUACAAAGAAAUGUUGGAAAAUGCGUCAUCUUUCAAUACACGACUCUUGAUGGAACGAAGGAUGCGAUUGCCCUUCCUGGACGCGCAAACAGGAAUUGCGCAGAAUAGUUCGAUGUUGAUGUUCAACCGUCGAGAUCGAAUGCCUGGUGAUGCAUCACUUGGAAAACUGUACGUUUAUCCUGCUGCCAAGUGGCGGAAAAGAAAAAGGCAGUAUCAUCUGAAUUUCUACAAUUUUCCGCGUAAAGUCGUCAAAGCGGAUGUGCCAGAAAGUUUGCUGGAGUCAGUGGAGUCAACAUUGUCGCAGUCCAACGUUUUCAAUGUGGAGCAGAAGGAGGAAAAUCGAGAACUCUUUCGCGAUGACUCAGCAAAAAUUGCUCAACCUGAAGCUUCGUGGGCAUAUUAUGAGGAUGAGCUCGGUUUGGACGAGGAUGAUUUCUACCACGUUCAAGAUUUUGAUUCUGAUUUUGAUUACGAGGAAUCCUCCAAGAAGAAAAAGAAGAAAUCACGUGCCAAAGAAUCUACCCCCAAAACUAGCCGCGGACGUAAGAAAGGUGCUGAUGAAAAUCAUGAAGCUGAUGGUGAAAAGCCUGUCACCCAAAAAAGACCGAGUGGAAGAUUGAAGAAAAAUGCUGCUGCUGCUGCAGCGCCUGUCGUACCCGCCAUUCCUGUGCAAGAUGUUCAAAGCGAAAAUUCAACUGGGGCUGACAGCAUGGAAUACAAUUCCCCAAUGAAUACUGGAGAAACGACGUCGAGGGGUGGUGACGGUCGUAUGGCACCUUCAGCUUACUGCGAUUUCUGUCUCGGAGAUGCUGAACUCAACAAGAAAACUUCCAAGAGCGAGGAAAUGGUGUCUUGUAGCGAUUGCGGAAGAUCUGGGCACCCAACAUGCUUGCAGUUCACGGCCAACAUGAUCAUCUCAGUGAAGAAAUACCGUUGGCAGUGCAUUGAAUGCAAGUGUUGCACCACUUGUGGAACAUCUGAUAAUGAUGAUCAAUUGUUGUUCUGCGACGAUUGCGAUAGAGGCUACCACAUGUACUGUUUGAGGCCACCUUUGGAAGCACCGCCAGAUGGCAGCUGGAGCUGCGAACUCUGCGUCAAGGAAUUCCACUCCUGAUUUUUUUUUACGCCAAAAAUUUGCUUUCAAAUGGGUGUAAUGUUUUGCAUCUUGCAAAAGAAGUGAAUCUCUCAAAACCUCCGUGAAGUCGUUCGAGUGGAAUUCCUUGAAAAAAUCUGCAAUAUUUCGUCAAGUCUUCGCAUUUGCAAACAAUAUCAGUAUGUAAAAAAAAUUUUCGGAACAUUUUUUUUUUCUCGCGUUGGUGGUGUCUGUAAUCAUAUUCUGCGAUAAUGCUGUCCUCGGUUUUUUAUUUUUAAUUCUGUUUUUACAUUGUGUUUGUGGCAUGAAAACGUUUGUAUUGCUCCGCAUUUCGUUUUUGCUUGUGAAGGACUAAAAGUUUCUAGGAAAUCAUGGGAGUGAUGCUCAACACAUGUUCUGCGAUAAGAAAAGAAAAACUUCAUGAAUGGUAUUAUGCACUUCUGAAGAUUUUUGCUAAUAAUUCCUGUAUUUUUCAGUUUUCCGAACAGCUACUUGUCAUUUAAAUAAAUUUUCUUGAAUUAAAAUCCUUGAGGAUAAUCACAAAACUGAUGAAAACUGUUUUGAAAGUACAGCUUUUCGCAGAAGCCCACCAGUGUUGAAAAUGGAAUGUAAUGGAAUGUGGAAAACUGCUGAAUUUGAGUAGCCUUUCAAAGCAAUGUAUUCACUUGAGAGAUGUGAGCUUAAACAUUAUUCAAAAGAAGUUGGUUACGUAUCACUCGUAUGAUUCCAUGCAAUUCAGACCUCCA
Messenger RNA from Notodromas monacha, 3881 nucleotides. Lineage: Eukaryota; Metazoa; Arthropoda; Ostracoda; Podocopida; Cyprididae. The record is from the annotation of a GenBank genome assembly.